AUGCUGGAUUUGCCUUUCAUGCCCUUCUGCGUCCUCCUGGGUGGCCUGGGCUUCAUGUGCGUGGCCUUCGUGACCGCCUGGUGCCAGCGUUGGCGUGGCGGCUUCGCCUUGGACGGCAGCACCCAGAUGUUCAACUGGCACCCGGUGCUGAUGGUGACGGGCAUGGUGGUGCUGUACGGCGCAGUGGCCCUGGUGUACCGCCUGCCCGCCACCUGGAGCGGCCCCAAGCUCCCCUGGAAGGUGCUGCACGGCGCCCUGGCCUUGGCAGCCUUCAUCCUGGCCGUGCUGGGGCUGGCGGCCGUUUUUCGCUUCCACAACGACCACGGGACGCCCAACAUGUACUCCUUGCACAGCUGGCUGGGGUUGGCCACCGUGCUGCUCUUCUCCUGCCAGUGGCUCGCGGGCUUCUGCGCCUUCCUGCUGCCCUGGGCUCCUGUCUGGCUCCGUGCCCUCUACAAACCCGUCCACGUCUUCUUCGGCUCCACCAUCCUCAUGCUGUCCGUGGCCUCGUGCGUGUCAGGCAUCAACGAGAAGCUCUUCUUCAGCCUGAAGAAUGGGACAACAGAGUACAAGCGCCUGCCCGCUGAGGCUGUCUUUGCCAACACGCUGGGGCUCCUGAUCCUCCUUUUUGGGGUGCUGGUGCUGGGUGCCCUGGCCAGGCCGAGCUGGAAGCGCCCCGACGCUGACUCCCCGGACUCUCGCCAGCCCCUGCUCACCGCCGAGCGCUGA
Molecule: messenger RNA, 729 nt
Organism: Nipponia nippon (crested ibis)
Lineage: Eukaryota; Metazoa; Chordata; Aves; Pelecaniformes; Threskiornithidae
Source: RefSeq, a predicted model, not a curated record